AUUUAUUUAUUUGGUUUUGGGGGCGGGCUUGAUUCUGGCUUUCAAGCCCAACUGUAUGCUGAGGAAAUGAGCCCCAUGGCUGCUUCCAGGCCCAUAUUAGCCCACCUCUCUCUGCAACCUCUCUCUCUCUCUCUCUCUCUCUCUCUCUUCCAUUGUUAGCCGAACUUUCCACCAUCAUUAGCCGAUUCAGGGGAUACUCUGUGGAAAUUGAAGGCUGCAAGAUUGAACCUUUUUUCAUUACUCCAUGGAAACUCGGCGACAUAUUCAAUUGUGCAUUUAUCUGUUGGUUGGAAUUUCAUUGGUACUCUUCUUUAGCAAUGGCUCUUGCGUGCAUAGUUCUUCACUUUCAAGUGAGGCACGAAGGUCUAAUCCGGAUUUCGAUUCCAACAAUUCAAAUAUGAGCUCUUUUUGUAGUGACAAGAAAUUUAUAAUGGAAUCUUAUUAUGAAAAGCACGGAAGUUUGCUUGAUUCAGAUUUCCAAGAUUUUGUGGCACGAGCACUUCCCUCUGGGAUUUGUGGAAUUCUGCAAGAUAAUUUGAACCUUGUGCCAAGAUUGUCAGUUCUAAAGCGCAAUCUGAUUGGUGAAGGUUCUCAUCGUCAUCUAUCCACAUCCAUCAGACUUAACAUUGAUCCAAAAUCCAUAACUGAGCUACUACCAACUCUCUAUUGUGAGGUCAUAAUUAUUGAAAGACUGCCAUCCGGAGUUUUUGCUGACCCAUUUGAGCUACAACAUCUUCUUCAGCGUGGUGUGCUUAACAAUGUAGCUGUUUUUGGAGAUACAAAUUUGGAAUUGCCUUCAUUUCUGUCCAACCGUUCUGCUGUUGAGGUUCACAUGGAUGUUAGUCCCAAUCUCUUGUCAAGGCACAAGAAUGGACUUGACAUCAACAUAGAGCUUCCACUACAUGCACGGUAUCCGCCAGUGGAUGAAAGUGGCUACUCAAGAGUCAAAUUUGGAGCACCCGAUUUGUUUGUGCGCUGCAGCAUGGAGGGAAAGACACAUAAUCAGAGCUUUUUAUCUACUUUGACCAGUGACGAUGCUGAACUGGAAAGUGGUGAGAUUGUGUGGAGAAAACCUGCCGGGAUGAAGACACAUGCUGGAGUUGUAUCUUUUGUUACUUUUAUUUCAGCCUUAUUAUCAACUCUGUUUAUUGUUUUGACAUGCAUAUUUUAUUCAGACGCCAGAAUGUACAAAACUCUGAAACAAUCGUAAUUUUAUCUUCUGGCUUAACGAUU
Molecule: messenger RNA, 1233 nt
Organism: Alnus glutinosa
Lineage: Eukaryota; Viridiplantae; Streptophyta; Magnoliopsida; Fagales; Betulaceae
Exons: 6
Coding region: 245-1210 (321 amino acids)
Biological process (GO): GPI anchor biosynthetic process
Cellular component (GO): endoplasmic reticulum membrane
Source: RefSeq, a predicted model, not a curated record